AUGGCUGCGACGAUAAAGGUUUAUAUUCCUCCCGAGGAUUAUCCUUCUCUUGAAGAGAUACGCAAAUCGUAUACAAACCACCAUCUCCCAAAAGCUACUAUCAACAAGAUAAGGUCGGACAUUCAGGCUAUGUACGAUGCAGGCGUACCAUUCUUCACGAGAGACAGCAUCCGCGAUGUUUACGAACAGCUGAAAGGGGAUUUGCGGCAAGGGCGGACAAUAUCAGUCAGAGGACUCGAUGGUGUUAUGGUCGACUAUGACAUCAAGGUCGGCGAUGCCUGGACGCGAAACGAAGAUCUGCCCGAGAACAUCGAAGAAGUUGUAGUUAAGCCUUAUAUCUUUUACGUAUCGGCAGAGUAUCUCCGAACAUACAUAUUUAGUGAACGCGAGGCAUACUGCAACAUGCGUAUAACCUCAGAUAUAGCCGAACGAGACAGAACUACAAAGGAAUUUAUAAAACCUGUCCCGUCCAGUGACAUUGUCAAAUCUGCCUUUAAGCAAGCCUUAGAGCAGUGGGAGUCAAGCGAAACUUGCCUAAAUUUGCAGUCAACGUUAAGCAAAAUGACCUUUCAUCCAGACCUCAAGAUCACCAAGAUUGUUGCAUUUGCAUGUGGCGAAAUUACAGGUCGAUUUUCAGAUGCCCCAAAUGAUGAGUUAGGAAAACUUUUCUGGGAGAAUUCGUCGGCCCAACACGCUCUGAUACUCACUUUACAGAAGAGCCUAAGCCACUUAUCUAAAGCUAAUCAGGCUAUCCAAUGCUUUAUGCAGGACCCUUCAUACACACCUCUCGACUCUGAGGUACUUGCAGAGUACGGAGUCAACACCCUGAACGACCCUGAAGGUUUCCUUGAGGUUGAUGACACAACUGUGAUCAUUUCCUGCGCUCCCGACAUCCCGGUAAAGGAGAUAAUCGUAGAUAUCGCGCGGCCCGCGAUGAUGUUUUGGGAUUUCUAUGAACAUAAACCAGAAGGGAGAGUCCACACGGAUCCAUGUUCUCCGCGCAUCAAGAAAUUCUUGACUACCCACUAUCAGGAAUCUGAGUUCCCUCUUGCCGUCAUAAGUGAGGAACAGGAAGAAUAG
This is a messenger RNA of Nannizzia gypsea CBS 118893, 1080 nucleotides long. RefSeq lists its product as hypothetical. Lineage: Eukaryota; Fungi; Ascomycota; Eurotiomycetes; Onygenales; Arthrodermataceae. Bases 1 to 1080 code for a protein of 359 amino acids. The record is from RefSeq and is a predicted model, not a curated record. The transcript has 4 exons.